AUGAUCAGCGAGCUCACCUCCUUCCAGCAGUUUGGUGCCACAGCCACGCUAAGCGCUGGCUACCAGUCCGGUACAGAGGUUGCAGCCCUAGGAGUGAAUCAAUCAAGGCGCGUUGAAAAGCAGGAUGGAGUGUACCAAAACCUCCCUCAAGAAGGAGCGCUGCAGCAAGAUGUGGCUCAGGUCCUCCGGCGCUUGGUCAGAGAGCUGGCAGCCAAGGUGGAUGGGGGAGAAGCCGCCUGGGAGAUGCUAUGCCUGCUGAUCCACCGAUCAUGCCAGAAACAUAGCCUGGAUCUGUGGCCUAGGGACAAGGAACAGGUGGAUUUACCAAUUCAACAGAGCUUUCUUUGGUAUGGUUCAAAUAGUGGUGAUGGCGCGGAUUCACAGGCAUCUGGAGCUUAUAUUUUUAGACCAGAUGGGUCUACACCUACUGUUGUUUCAAGAUCGGUACCGUUAAAAGUCAUCCGUGGACCACUGGUUGAUGAAGUCCACCAGCAAUUCAGCCCGUGGAUUUAUCAGGUUACAAGACUAUAUAAGGAUAAGGAGCAUGCUGAAGUAGAAUACACGAUUGGGCCAAUCCCGGUCAAUGAUGGCAUAGGAAAGGAGGUCAUCACAAGACUGACAGCAAAUAUGGUCACAAACCACACUUUUUAUACAGAUUCUAAUGGAAGGGAUUUUCUCAAGAGGGUGAGAGACUACAGGGAAGAUUGGGAUCUUCAAGUGACUCAACCGGUUGCAGGAAAUUACUAUCCCGUCAAUCUCGGAAUGUAUGUAACAGAUGGGAAAUAUGAACUUAGUGUCCUUGUUGAUCGUGCUGUUGGAGCUUCAAGCAUUCAGGAUGGUCAAAUAGAAAUGAUGUUCCACAGGCGUAUACUUUAUGAUGAUGGCAGAGGUGUUGGGGAGCCACUCGAUGAAACUGUUUGCGUUGACAGCAAAUGUGAUGGGCUCGUGGCUAGGGGUACUUAUUAUGUCAAUGUCAACAAGCUUGGACAUGGAGCUCACUGGCGAAGGACACAAGGACAAAAAGUUUAUUCACCCUUUCUUCUUGGUUUCGCUCAUGAGGAUGAGAGCAGUUGGAAAUCCUACAGUGUUGUGAAAGCGAGCAUGAUGGAUGCAAAUUACAGUCGUCCUGAUAAUGUGGCAAUCAUCACCUUGCAGUAUCUCGAUGAUGGUACCACACUUCUCCGCUUGGCACAUUUGUUUCAGGCUGCAGAGGACCCACAGUACUCAGUGAUGGCAAAAGUUGAACUGAAAAAAUUCUUUGGAAAGAGAACUAUCAAGGAAUUGACUGAAACUAACCUGUCCGCCAACCAAAAGAAGUCAGCGAUGAGGAAGCUCAAGUGGAGGGUUGUUGGAGACACUGAAAGUAGUCCUGCCCCAAUUACCGGUAGACCGGUUGACAGUCAAGCCCUUGUUGUCGAGCUGGGGCCCAUGGAGAUACGCACAUUCUUGCUGAAACUGUGAGCUGCAAAAAGAGAGAUAUCUUUAUGUAAUUCCAUACAUGUUCUAGGAGAUCAUUGUGCCUUUCAUUUCUGUGAGCAAGUACCUCCUGAUAGUUAUGUCCUUGUACAGCAAUAAAUGUGCCUAGUCACAACUUUCCCAGCAAA
Molecule: messenger RNA, 1604 nt
Organism: Triticum dicoccoides
Lineage: Eukaryota; Viridiplantae; Streptophyta; Magnoliopsida; Poales; Poaceae
Product: alpha-mannosidase-like
Exons: 14
Coding region: 1-1461 (486 amino acids)
Biological process (GO): mannose metabolic process
Molecular function (GO): alpha-mannosidase activity; carbohydrate binding
Source: RefSeq, a predicted model, not a curated record